This is a messenger RNA of Meyerozyma guilliermondii ATCC 6260, 1734 nucleotides long. Its product is annotated as serine C-palmitoyltransferase. Gene Ontology annotation, biological process: ceramide biosynthetic process; sphingosine biosynthetic process. The coding region runs from base 1 to 1734 and encodes 577 amino acids. NCBI's taxonomy places the organism in Eukaryota, Fungi, Ascomycota, Pichiomycetes, Serinales, Debaryomycetaceae. The record is from RefSeq and is a predicted model, not a curated record. Gene Ontology annotation, cellular component: endoplasmic reticulum. The transcript has a single exon. Gene Ontology annotation, molecular function: serine C-palmitoyltransferase activity; pyridoxal phosphate binding.
AUGACCGUCGUCACAACAACUACCACGGCAACCGCCACAACUACCAUGAUACUCCCACCGUCUUUGGGAGCUUUGGCCACUGUCUUCUCUGAGUCUUUUGUUCUGUACUUGAACCUCUUAGAUAGGCUUCCAGGUGGUCCUAUCAUUCUUAGGUACAUCAGACUGUCGUACAAGAACGAUCCCAUUCGGUCUGUCUUCGAGUUGGCCCUCUUCUUGUUCGCAGUACAUUAUUUCUUGAUGUCGAAAAGAAAGGAAAACAAGGAUGUGCUCAAGUUAUCAAAGCGGGAGAUUGACGGUCUUUGUGCCGACUGGAAACCUGAACCACUUUUGGAUCCUGUCACCGAUGAGGAGAAAUGGCAACUCAAGUGUGUCCCAGUUAUUCAUGGACAGAAUGGAGCCCAUAUAUCUGUUUCUCUGCAGCAUUCAAAAGGUACCCAACGGCAAGUCGUCAACCUUGCAAGUUACGACUUUUUGAAUUUAAAUGAGAGUGAAAGGGUUAAGGAAGCUGCCAAGGACACUAUAUCUAGCACUGGUGUUGGUGCUUGUGGGCCCCCAAAUUUCUACGGAACUCAAGAUGUACAUGUUCGACUUGAAGAAGACUUGGCAAAUUACUUUGGUGGAGAGCAGGCGAUCAUAUAUGGUCAGGACUUUGUUACUGCAGGUUCCGUCAUACCCGCCUUCUUGAAACGUGGAGAUCUUUGUGUUGUGGACAGUGGUGUCAAUAUCGCGAUCCAAAAAGCAUUGAUUGUCAGUCGCUGUGACAUAGAGUGGUUUGAUCAUAAUGAUACCGAGCACUUGGAGCAAAUUUUGAAGGAGAUAAAGCCUGUGCUCGAUAAACAAAAGCCAAUAAAGAGACGUUUUAUCGUUACAGAAGGACUCUUUGCCAACACAGGUGAUUUGCCCAAAUUGCCAGAGAUUGUGAGAUUGAAGAACAAGUACAAGUAUAGGCUCUUUCUUGACGAAACUUUGUCUAUUGGCUCAUUGGGCAAAUCUGGAAGAGGUGUGGUUGAACACUUUGAUAUUCCAAGAUCUGAAAUAUCUAUCACUAUUGGUUCAUUGGCAAACUCUCUUGCCUCAUCUGGUGGGUUCUGUGUUGGAGUUAAUCCAAUGGUACACCAUCAAAGAAUCUCAUCACUCGCCUAUGUUUUCAGUGCUUCUUUACCUCCUUAUUCUGCGCGUGCUGCUUCCCAGUCUCUUCGUGAAAUUGGAGAAGAUUUGGAUAAAGACGGUAAGUCGAAGUUGGUGUCGAAGUUGCAUGACAAUAUCUCAUUUGUCCGUGCUACCUUGGCAAAGUCUAUUCCUACCCAAUACCUUUCCAUUGUAUCAGAGAAACUUUCCCCGAUCAUUCAUUUACAAUUAAAUGAAAAAUACAGAGAGUCGUUGGGAUUCCCCUUAUUUUACGGUAGUGCUGAAUUUUUGAACACUGGGAAACCCUCACGCACGUUAAACGAAUUUAGUCAUAGUCUCAACUGGGAAUCUUUCAUUUUGCAAAAGAUAAUCGACGGAUGUUUGCUGCAGUAUGGAAUACUUAUCACAAGAUCCCACAACAUUCUCAAGCACGAAAACUUGCCUUUGACGCCUCCACAUUUGAUGGUAAUGGUCAAAGUGGGAGUGGAGCAAGAAGAAUUAAACGCAUUAUCCAAGGCUUUGAGCGCGGUGGUACCCGAAGUGUGCAGUCGCUAUGCAUCAGAAGCAUCAUUCUUGUCAUCUACUAAUGAACUUAUCAACUAUUAG